Gossypium raimondii (Peruvian cotton) is the source of this 453-nucleotide messenger RNA. RefSeq lists its product as uncharacterized. Bases 59 to 289 code for a protein of 76 amino acids. The transcript has 2 exons. The record is from RefSeq and is a predicted model, not a curated record. NCBI's taxonomy places the organism in Eukaryota, Viridiplantae, Streptophyta, Magnoliopsida, Malvales, Malvaceae.
UGUUCACACCCAAAAUAUUGUAAUAAACCAAAGCAGAAAAAAACGAAGAAAUUCUAAUAUGGCUAGGGUUCCUUGCAAGCAUCUUAUUCUUGCUGCAUUUUUCCUCUUCUUCUUCAUCUCCACAACUGCUACAGCACGAAAUCUACCGGUGGCCAAGGAAACUCAAAAACCCCAUGAUCAUCAAGAGCUUACAUCAACAAAAGACCAUGGAGAACCUAAUAUUAGUGUUGAUGAAUUAGUAUCUAUGGACUACACUCCAGCAACAAGAAAGCCACCGAUCCAUAAUUAACUGGCAAAAUUUUGUAAAAACAAGUACUAGCUAGGUAGUUCAGUUCUUUCGUUCUUUUCACUUUGGACCUGCUUUUGUUUGAGUGUAUACAUUUAUACAUAGUAGAAAGGAUGAAGUAAUGAAAGAAAUGAUUUACACAUAUAUGAGAAUCAAGAAUUGGUAUA